CCCCAGAAUGAGUGCCAACAAAAUCUUCCUGCGCUACUAUCCGCCAGGGCUGGCUAUUAAUUAUCGAACAACGAGGGGCAAUGAACGACUGCGACACUUCGAUCUACUUGACCUAGAUUCAAAAACCAACAUAGAACCUCUAGCGGACAAGAUCCUAUUGCAAACAUUAGCCGAGGCGGAUGAGGACCAAUUACCUACGAGUUCGGACAAGGCUUCCCCACCACGCCCUGUCAGCGGAAGUGUAUCCAGAUCUCAGAACACCUUCAGUGCCCUAAAGCAGGCCCUGGAAAAACUUCAGAAGAAACUUCGUGAGCCUGUGAAGAAGAAAUUCUAUCUGCACAAGUGCCACAAUUCGCACAUCCUGCCGCUGACCAAUGUGUCCUUCGAUCGGAGUGGAGAACGCUGUCUAACAGGCAGCUAUGAUCGCACCUGCCAUGUGAUCAACACCCAAACAGCUCAGGUGGAACAUAUCCUCAACGGCCACGAUAACGUGGUGUUCUCCGUGGGCUUCAAUCUUCCUCAUUGGUAGGUGAACUCAUCAAACAUAUUGUGCAACAUGGCGUAUGCAAUAUAAUUUCCUAGCGACAAGAUAGUGACAGGAUCCUUUGAUGGCACUGCCAAAGUUUGGUCCGCCGGAAGUGGCCAAUGCUUGGCCACUUUUUAUGGACACACUGCUGAGUUGGUUGCCGCUGAAUUUGAUCCUCUGCAUGGAAGUUCCAUAGUCACUGCCUCAUUGGAUGGAACAGCAAGGAUUUACGAUGUGGAAACGUCUCAUGAACUGCAGCAACUGAGCUUCCAUGGAGCGGAGGUUAUUGCUGCUCGAUUUAAUCGCGAUGGUCAGAUGCUGCUCACUGGAUCAUUCGACCACACAGCAGCCAUAUGGGAUGUGAGGAGCAAGAGUCUCGGCCAUCAGUUGCGUGGCCAUAGUGCCGAGCUGUCCAAUUGCGUAUGGAACUUCAGUGGGUCCCUGAUUGCCACUGGCUCCUUGGAUAGCUCAGCGAGGAUCUGGGACAUCCGAAAGCUGGAUCAGGAACUAUAUUUGUCCGCCAAGCACAGUGAAGAGGUGCUGGACGUGAGCUUUGAUGCAGCAGGCAAACUUUUGGCCACCUGCAGCAGCGAUUGCACGGCAAGGGUAUGGGAAUUAAAAGGAUCUUCGGAGUUAGAAAUGCUCUCCCUGAUGGCUGGACAUUCGGAUGAGGUGUCCAAGGUGUGCUUCAGUCCCAGUGGCUGCAUGCUGCUGACGGCCUCUGCUGAUAACACGGCACGCUUGUGGCUCACAGAAACCGGACAGUGUUCCCAAGUUCUUGCCGGCCAUGAGGGAGAAGUAUUCAGUUGCGCCUACAGCUAUACAGGAGAUGCGAUCCUGACCGCCUCCAAGGACAACACUUGUCGUUUCUGGAGAUGAUACGACUGGUACACUGUGCAGCUGAACGAUGGAUCCAUUGACUGA
Molecule: messenger RNA, 1450 nt
Organism: Drosophila eugracilis
Lineage: Eukaryota; Metazoa; Arthropoda; Insecta; Diptera; Drosophilidae
Product: dynein assembly factor with WDR repeat domains 1
Biological process (GO): mRNA splicing, via spliceosome
Cellular component (GO): U4/U6 x U5 tri-snRNP complex
Molecular function (GO): protein binding; U4 snRNA binding; U6 snRNA binding
Source: RefSeq, a predicted model, not a curated record